AUGGUCGAGGAGGUGCAGAAACAUUCUGUACACACGCUCGUGUUCAGGUCGUUGAAGAGAACCCAUGACAUGUUUGUGGCUGAUAAUGGAAAACCUGUGCCUUUGGAUGAAGAGAGUCACAAACGGAAAAUGGCAAUCAAGCUGCGUAAUGAAUAUGGUCCUGUGUUGCAUAUGCCUACUUCCAAAGAAAAUCUUAAAGAGAAAGUCCCUCAGAGUGCAUCAGAUUCAUAUGGACACAAACAGUAUCCUGCCAAUCAAGGACAAGAAGUUGAAUAUUUGGUGACAGGUACACAUCCUUACCCACCAGGACCUGGGGUUGCUUUGACAGCAGACACUAAGAUCCAAAGAAUGCCAAGUGAAUCAGCUGCACAGUCCUUAGCUGUGGCAUUACCUGCUUCUCAAGCUAGAGCUGAUGCAAAUCGUCCUGUACCUGCUGGAGGUGAAUAUCGACAUCCUGGGGCUUCUGACCGCUCGCAGCCUGCAGGGGCGGUUGUUAUGGAGGGUGGCAAUGCCAAGAACUCUGCACUGAUGGCUAAAAAAGCCCCUACAAUGCCGAAGCCCCAGUGGCACCCACCAUGGAAACUCUACAGAGUGAUCAGUGGGCAUCUUGGCUGGGUUCGAUGUAUUGCUGUGGAACCUGGAAAUCAGUGGUUUGUUACUGGAUCUGCUGACAGAACUAUAAAGAUCUGGGACUUGGCUAGUGGCAAGUUGAAACUGUCAUUAACUGGGCACAUAAGCACAGUGCGUGGUGUGAUAGUGAGCACGCGGAGCCCGUACCUGUUCUCCUGUGGAGAGGACAAGCAAGUCAAAUGCUGGGACCUCGAGUACAAUAAGGUUAUAAGGCACUACCAUGGACAUCUGAGUGCCGUGUAUGGCUUGGAUUUGCACCCAACCAUUGAUGUGCUGGUGACCUGUAGCCGAGACUCAACCGCACGGAUUUGGGAUGUGAGAACUAAGGCCAGUGUACACACAUUAUCUGGACAUACUAAUGCGGUGGCUACAGUGAGGUGUCAGGCUGCGGAACCACAGAUUAUUACUGGAAGCCAUGAUACUACAAUACGAUUAUGGGAUUUGGUGGCUGGAAAAACAAGAGUCACAUUAACAAAUCACAAAAAAUCAGUCAGAGCUGUGGUUUUACAUCCAAGACAUUACACAUUUGCGUCUGGUUCUCCAGAUAACAUAAAACAGUGGAAAUUCCCCGAUGGAAGUUUCAUUCAAAAUCUUUCUGGUCACAAUGCUAUUAUUAACACAUUGACAGUAAAUUCUGAUGGAGUGCUUGUAUCUGGAGCUGACAAUGGCACUAUGCAUCUUUGGGACUGGAGAACUGGCUACAAUUUCCAGAGGGUUCAUGCAGCAGUGCAGCCUGGGUCUUUGGACAGUGAGUCGGGAAUAUUUGCUUGUGCUUUCGAUCAGUCUGAAAGUCGAUUACUAACAGCUGAAGCGGAUAAAACCAUAAAAGUGUACAAAGAGGAUGAUACAGCGACAGAAGAAACUCAUCCAGUCAGCUGGAAGCCAGAAAUUAUCAAGAGAAAGAGAUUUUGA
Molecule: messenger RNA, 1542 nt
Organism: Rangifer tarandus platyrhynchus (Svalbard reindeer)
Lineage: Eukaryota; Metazoa; Chordata; Mammalia; Artiodactyla; Cervidae
Source: the annotation of a GenBank genome assembly